AACAAGAUUCGAUUUUAGUCGCGACGACGCGACGCUGUGCCAUCGUUUACAACGGACUGCAAGAACGAACAUCUGAUAUCGUUGUCGGUCGAACAACUUUACGAAGAUAUUCCUUAAUAUUAUGAUUUUAUUCGGUGACGAAUCAAGUACCAUGCAGUGAUCUUUUUACUAUCAUUGGAAAGAGUAAAGUUUUAACUUUAUUUUCGAAGAAAAUUGCCUGCUUAUACGUACGAAGAUACGCAACAAGUGGAUAUCAGUUCGUUCGACAGAGCAUCAAUUACAUUAACGCUAAUUUCUCGCCGCACGCUGCAAAAGUCACUAGCCGCAUCGCUUUCUAUACAAUUGACCCCGAUUUCUCGUCUACGACAGGUUUGCAACAAACGGAUCCCCGUUAUCGUUUUUAAACGAAAUCAAAAAAUCAUGCCGUGCCCGUUCCUAACACGUCUGUCGGCGAAUUACGUCCGGAAUUAUGGAUCAUCGGUGGUAAUGAGUUAUCGUCAAUUUUGCCCAAUUAUGUCUAUGUUCUGUAGCACUCAGGCUGAAUCUGUCGAGGCGUCGCAGAUCCAAGACGCCACAGAGAAUCAGAGUCCAUUUCUGGCUAAAGAGCAUAUUGCUAUGAAAGCAGCUGGCCACGUGGACGAAGUGAACGUUGUUAACGUCGAACCGCCUAAAUUGAAAGUAGAACCGAGCUUCCCGUACGAAGAAUUCUUCGACGAGCAAAUCAUGAAAAAGAAGAAAGACCAUUCAUACAGGGUCUUUAAAAAAGUAAAUCGGCUGGCCGAGAACUUCCCAUCUGCGAUGGAGUAUACACGAGAACCGAAACCUAUUACCGUAUGGUGUUCCAACGAUUAUUUGGGGAUGUCGCGUCACCCCGAAGUGACGAGUUCCGUUCGAAAAGCGUUGGAUAAAUAUGGCGCGGGAGCUGGAGGAACGCGAAACAUAUCUGGUAAUACAAUAGGCCACGAAAUGUUGGAGAAGAGACUUGCUUCUUUGCAUCAGAAAGAAGCAGGUUUAUUGUUCACCUCUUGCUUUGUUGCCAAUGAUUCCACACUGUACACGUUAGCGAAACUUCUGCCAGAUUGCCAUAUCUUCUCCGAUGCUGGUAAUCAUGCUUCCAUGAUCCAGGGUAUAAGAAAUAGUGGAGUACCGAAACACAUAUUUAGGCACAACGACGUGCAACAUCUCGAAAAGCUUCUUUCUAAUGUAGAUAAAAGAAUACCGAAAAUUGUAGCAUUCGAAACUGUACAUUCUAUGACCGGCGAUACGUGCCCUUUGGAAGAGUUGUGUAAUGUCGCGCAUAAAUACGGUGCUUUGACGUUCGUGGACGAGGUCCAUGCUGUUGGUUUAUACGGUUAUUCGGGCGCUGGUAUCGGAGAGAGAGAUUGGGUACUUCACAAAAUGGAUAUUAUUUCUGGUACCCUAGGCAAAGCAUUUGGUAACGUUGGUGGCUACAUCGUUGGUUCCGCAAAAUUAAUAGAUAUGAUCCGAAGUUACGCUGCAGGAUUCAUUUUUACAACUUCGUUGCCACCGACCGUAUUAUAUGGCGCUUUGGCCGCUGUUGAAAUUUUAGCCUCGGAUGAAGGACGAAUGUUAAGAGCUAGUCAUCAGGAAAAUGUAGCUUAUAUGAAGUCUAUUUUGAAUACCGCGGGUCUUCCAGUAGAACCCUCGUCCUCGCAUAUUAUUCCUAUAAAAAUUGGAGAUCCGUUGCUAUCCAGCCAAAUAGCCGACUCGUUGUUAAAAGAGAAGGGCCAUUAUGUUCAAGCGAUCAAUUAUCCAACGGUACCAAAAGGUGAAGAAAAAUUAAGGCUGGCUCCUACUCCAAAGCAUACCAAAUCCAUGAUGGACCAAUUUGUUAAAGACACUUUGGAUACGUUUGAUCGUUUGAAAAUACCGAAAACUGAAAAUAGACGUUAAGUGAUAAAAUAGAUAUUAAAUGUAUUUGAUAAAAGAUAAAUGUAAACAUUGUACGACACACAAAUAUGAACACUUUCCUGGUGAAAUGUUUAAGAAUAAUC
Colletes gigas is the source of this 2015-nucleotide messenger RNA. It is a transcript of the gene Alas, whose product is annotated as 5-aminolevulinate synthase, erythroid-specific, mitochondrial. Gene Ontology annotation, biological process: hemoglobin biosynthetic process; heme biosynthetic process; erythrocyte development. The coding region runs from base 421 to 1914 and encodes 497 amino acids. The record is from RefSeq and is a predicted model, not a curated record. Gene Ontology annotation, cellular component: mitochondrial matrix; mitochondrion. The transcript has 6 exons. Gene Ontology annotation, molecular function: pyridoxal phosphate binding; 5-aminolevulinate synthase activity. NCBI's taxonomy places the organism in Eukaryota, Metazoa, Arthropoda, Insecta, Hymenoptera, Colletidae.